Molecule: messenger RNA, 922 nt
Organism: Labrus bergylta (ballan wrasse)
Lineage: Eukaryota; Metazoa; Chordata; Actinopteri; Labriformes; Labridae
Product: chymotrypsin-like elastase family member 3B
Biological process (GO): proteolysis
Molecular function (GO): serine-type endopeptidase activity
Source: RefSeq, a predicted model, not a curated record
GGCUGUUACUGUCUGGACUGCUGCCCAUAAAUAGGUCUGUGUGAUGAUCCAGUCCUUUUGUAUGAAUUAGAAAUGGAACUGAUACUUGUCCUCCUCCUGGUUGUCCCAACUGUGUCCGGUUGUGGUGUCCCCAGCGCCAAGCCCGACAUCAGCCGUGUCGUGAAUGGGGAAGAGGCCCGCCCAUACAGCUGGCCAUGGCAGAUUUCAUUGGAGUCUUUCUUCCCAACUUGUGGAGGAACACUUAUCGCUCCAAACUGGGUCUUGACUGCUGCACACUGCAUCACGUUCCACACAUACAGGGUGGUACUUGCUGAGCAUGACAUGGACAAGGAAGAGGGACCGGAACAGUUUAUAAUGGUGUCAAAAAUGUUCAUCCAUCCCAAAUGGAACGGCAACUGUGCGUCUUGUGGGAAUGACAUUGCUCUGCUUAAACUGGAGAAAAGUGCUGUUAUAAAUGAUAAGGUUCAGCCAGCUUGUCUGCCACAGCACGGCGCUACUCUCACCCACAACCAGCCCUGUUAUGUCACCGGCUGGGGUCGACUCCUCUCUGGUGGUCCUCGGGCUAUCACACUGCAGCAAGCCAUACUUCCUGUAGUGGAUCACAGUACCUGCAGUCAGAGUGACUGGUGGGGGAGCUCUGCAAAGACAACAAUGGUCUGUGCAGGAGGAGAGAGCAAGUCAGCAUGCCAUGGAGAUUCCGGAGGCCCUCUGAACUGUCAGGGCAGAGAUGGCAAGUGGUACGUGGAAGGGGUUACAAGUUUUGUGGAUGGACGAGGCUGUAAUACACCCAAAAAGCCGACAAUGUUCACCCGUGUGGCGUCUUUCAUCCCCUGGAUCAGUGAGACCAUGGCCCAAAACUGAAGAAGUUACAACAACAGACGAACUGAAGGAUCAUUAAACAGUGUCAUAAAACUUCAUUUUA